Messenger RNA from Anguilla rostrata (American eel), 4225 nucleotides. Its product is annotated as transcription factor GATA-3-like. The record is from RefSeq and is a predicted model, not a curated record. The transcript has 6 exons. Gene Ontology annotation, biological process: immune system development; cell fate commitment; negative regulation of transcription by RNA polymerase II. Lineage: Eukaryota; Metazoa; Chordata; Actinopteri; Anguilliformes; Anguillidae. Gene Ontology annotation, cellular component: nucleus. Gene Ontology annotation, molecular function: zinc ion binding; RNA polymerase II cis-regulatory region sequence-specific DNA binding; DNA-binding transcription factor activity, RNA polymerase II-specific. The coding region runs from base 1754 to 3250 and encodes 498 amino acids.
UAGGCUGAUCGCACACUGUCACGCGGGAUGUAACGUCAGUUCCCACACAAAAUCAUACGUGCCUUUGCAAGUACUAGAAAGCAUACAUAGGCUACUGAACGUCCGACACUGUUUGACGACCCAAAAAUGCUAGAAUAGUCUACGUGCAAUUAAAUAGGCCUAUUAACUUCAGUCAUUUUUUGUAGAGAAGAACGCAUGCCAAAAUGGAAAUCUGAUAAACUGUUGAUAAGAUGUAGCCUAGUAUUUGCCAAAUGAAUUAAUUCACGAGAUGACAUUUUCUUCUGACGUUAGUUAUCUUGAUUAUUGUUGGCCUAACUAGCACGAAUCAUCCUUGUAUUGUAGGCUAGGCUGUUCUAUCAAGUUAUCAACAAGCGUAGCCUAUCUGAUAUUUUCGCACAUUAACAAUAUCUUUCUUUAUGGUCUAGGCGUUUAUUUAUGAUAAGCACUUUAUUUACUUUUAAUCUACAUUUUAAUGAAUUAUAUUCCGUAUGUACUCAACCCAUAAUUGUAUUAAAAUACUGAAUAGCCUACUAAUUAUGCAACUGAAAGCUCGCAUUGCCAUGGAAUCACUGACUUAUUAGUAGGCUUUUUAAAAGACCUGAUUUGAAUUUUUGCUCCUGUAAAUUUACAGUGGGGUGUUUCCCACAGAUUGUCUCCAAUUCUUAAUUGAACUUCUUCAGUUCAAAUUCUUAAUUGAACUGAAUUUUUCUUCCAAUGGUAGAUAGGCUAUUGCUGUGAUUAGUUAUCAUUCUUCCGUCCAAGAGGCUAGCGACGUCAAGCUUAGACUAAUGAUUGUCUCCUGCCUGUCUGAGCUUAUGGGCAGAACACUUUGAUGGAAUGGUCGAUGACAGAUAGGUAUUUCGAAUUCAUGGAAAUGCCCCAUCUAAGUUUAAUUAGGCUAUUUUAAUGCAAUUAAUGGACCCUUGAAAAAUAUUGACCAUUCCGCAGCGCGUUUAAUCCGUUUGUGUAUUUAAAGACUAGUGUUUUGAAACAAACUCAACGUUUGACGGUCUUUUCGAAAGGUAAUUUAUGUUAAACAGUCCUGCUACUUCUAUCAAAAUGUCGGUCUACUUUAAUGUGUUGUAUUUAUAUAAAUAGGCCGAUAAUAAAUUAAGCACAGGGUAGCCUAUUCAAAGCACAUAAACUAGAAAAUAUAUAAUUUUAAUAUAUGCACAUUGCCUUUUAAUUUCGUUAGAUCAUGAGAUAAUUAUCAUCAUGGUCACUACUAUAUUUGAUAUUAUGAUGACGGUGAUUAUGAUGGUGAUGAUGAUGAAUCGUAGUAAAAGGAGUAGUUGGUCUAUUUCACAGAUAUGUGCUUACUUUAAAAACCUGUUUAUUGUGUAUUUGUGUAGACAUUUGUAUUCGCUGUCUGUCUGCACGGUGCAUACUUAAGUCAAAAUGCUCUGUGCAGAACACUAAUUCCAGAGUGUUGAUGAAAUGUUAAGUUCUAUGAAGGACCACGCGCCUACACUGUAAGGCAAAAGUAUGAAACAUUCUAGGUGACACACAUUCUGAUAUACAGCGGGGAAAAAAACGCUUUGUCCGUACGGUACGGUUUGCGGUACCACAUGAUGACCGAAUACGUCAUUGGCUGUGCCUGAUCCGUCUUUCUUUUACCUUGCAAAAUUAUAAUGGCUCAAUAAAUGUUCAGGCUAUAGUUGGUCUGACAUAGCCUGGGAAAAAAUGUGGGUUUUUUUUUUCGUCCAAUUGAGCAUCGACCCGGAAGAGCUCUAAACUACUCAAAGUACCUUACAUGGAUGCUUUAGUAGGUGUGCGCGUUUCUGCUGGCUGUGGUGUAACGUGCCCAGGUUUUCCCCUCGCCGUUCGAAGUCAAUGCCGUCACCACGUCAAUCUAUGUGUCAUUUGUCCGAAAAUCUGUGCAGGGCUAUACAAGAUAAUACCCGACCUCUGCUACGCAGAUAAUUUUUAUGAGCCUUCACUAUCGUCGAUGGAGGUAACCACGGACCAGGCCCGCUGGAUUGGUCAUCAUCAUCCAGCGGUACUGAACGGUCAGCAUCCCGACUCUCACCACCCGGCCUUUGGCCACUCCUACAUGGACCCGUCUCAGUACCCCCUCGCUGACGAUGUGGAUGUACUGUUCACCGAUGGACAGAGCAACCACGUCGCCGCUUACUGCGGUAACUCCGUCCGAGCCGUACAGAGAUACCCGCAUCCGUCACACAGUAGCCAGGUAUGCCGUCCGCCACUACUCCAUGGCUCCUUGCCGUGGCUGGACGGAAGCAAAGAUCUCGGGACGCACCACAACUCUUCGCCCUGGAACUUGAGCCCCUUCCCCAAAUCCUCUCUACACCACGCUUCCCCCGGAGCCCUUUCCGUGUACCCGCCAGCAUCCUCAUCCUCCCUGUCCAUCGGCCACUCCAGCCCACACCUCUUCACUUUACCCCCGACCCCUCCGAAAGAUGUCUCCCCGGAUCCGAGAAUCUCUAGGCCGGGAUCGAACAGUUCCGGUCGCCAGGAGGAAAAAGACUGCGUAAAAUACCAGUCGUCCAUGUCGGAAAGCAUGAAAAUGGAGACAUCUCACUGCCGGACUAUAGCGGCGCCUUCCUCCCACCACCCCAUCGCAUCUUACCCAUCUUAUGUGCCCGACUAUGGCUCGGGCCUCUUCCCACCGAGUAGCCUGAUAGGUGGGUCAUCUUCUAGUUACGGUUCCAAAACAAGACCAAAAUCAAAGCCCUGUUCAGAAGGCAGAGAGUGCGUUAACUGCGGAGCUACCUCCACCCCUCUCUGGAGGAGAGAUGGCACAGGUCACUAUUUAUGUAACGCCUGUGGACUCUAUCACAAGAUGAACGGACAGAACCGGCCGUUAAUUAAACCAAAGAGACGUCUGUCUGCAGCCAGACGGGCGGGUACCGCGUGCGCAAACUGUCAAACGUCCACAACUACGCUUUGGAGGAGAAAUGCCAACGGGGACCCGGUCUGUAACGCAUGCGGGCUAUACUUCAAGCUUCACAACAUUAACCGCCCCCUGACCAUGAAGAAGGAGGGAAUCCAGACCCGGAACCGAAAGAUGUCUGGCAAGUCGAAGAAUCGCAGGAAGUCCCACGACGGCGUGGAGCACUCGUCCAAAAGCGGCCCCUUCGGCUCCGUGGGGCUGUCCCGCCACCUCCCCUCCCUGCCCCCCUUCUCGCACUCGGGGCACAUGCUGACUGCGCCCGUGUCUAUGCACCCCUCGUCCGGCUUACCGUUCGCCCCUCAUCACCACUCCAGCAUGGUGACUGCUAUGGGAUAAGCCCCCCUGUACCCCCACCUCCUUGUAGCUCUCCAAAUAUGUGCGGCCAGACGCUUGAGAGACCACCCUCCAAAAGACUGACCCAAUGUCCUGGGAGACUGUCCCUCUGCCCUGGGAUUGUCCCUUCGCCCAGAGAGACUAUCCCCUUUGCUCAGAGUGACUAGCCCUUUGCCCAAAGAGACUAGCAUUUUACCCAGAGAGACUAGCCUUUUGCUUAGAGAGACCAGCCCUUUGGCCAAAGAGACAAGCCCUUUGCCCAGAGAAACUAGCCCUUUGCUCCGAGAGACUAGCCCUUUGCCCAAAGAAACUAGCCCUUUGCCCAGAGAGACACCGCCACACUCGGAGGCUGUGUACUUGGAUGUGAUGAAAUUUGGGCUUCAUUUGUGUGACGUUGCAGAAGCCAUUUCUCACAAAGGCGGCGAGGUAAAACAGCCCAGACCUCUGGCAACCCCGUUAAACGGGGUUCCCUCCUUCUGCGAAAAUGAUACAAGUAAACUUUUGAUGCAUUGGUACAGAAUGUAUGAAGUACCCUAUGUUCAUUGAAGACUUUCUUAAAGUGUCCAUGAGCUGCUGCAAGAGGAGUGUGAGAUACAUUAGUCAGACUAAGGGCCUUGUCUGGAGACCAAGGCCAACUCUGUCCCCAGGGACACGCAUUUGACCGUAAAUGGAGGGAUUGACCACACCCAACGCAUCUCAGCUGAGCUUCAGGUCUUAACACAAUAUGCACACACAGUGCACACACACAUUUCUGGCUGGCCCACGAUCAUGUGCAUUUGUGAACAAGUUUCUGUAUUUGUCAUUUGUAUGUAUAAUUCAGAGUACCAAAAAUAUGUUUAAAAAAAAACAAAGAUGUUGAAUUAUUUCCUAAUUUAAUGCGAACUGGCUUGUGUUAAAUAAAAAAAGACUGCUUUUCGUUUUUGUAAUAAUGUUUUUCCUUUGGAAAAAAAUAAACAACUUUGAACUCUGUUGACUUCA